AUGGCUGACACCGUCACCUACACCGACCUGAAAUUCGUCAAGUUCCCUGUGAAAGAGGCGCCGAGCGCAGAUGAAGAUCUGACCUAUGAGAACGUCAGCGGUUUGAAACCAACCCAAGAAGAAUCGUCUGUCGGCCCCUCGAGGGCCCGGGGCCAAUGCCAGCCCGGGGCGGGUAAGAUACCAGCUUUACCUUUAUUGCGGGACUCGGCGGCUGGGUUUUUUUGUUUUAGUUUUUACAGAUCACAGCGUAUCGUUCGAUGUUCCGUGGAUCUUCCAGACAUCAAAACGAGGAGCGACCCCCAACGAACCAACCGACAACAAGAAACGCGUCGGCCGUGGGCGCUCGCCAUUCCUCUGGUGCUUUGUCUGGUGUUUUUCAUAAGCGCCAUCGCAGUGACCGUGAAAUUCGUCCAGCUCUCCAGAGAAUACUCUGAGCAGAACAGCAGUCUGUCUGAGACGAUCCAGAACCUUCUAGAGGAGAAGGCGCUGAGCCGAGGCGAGUCCCAGAAGCAGCUCCAGGCGCUGGAGGAGGGUCUGGGGAGCGCCAACCGCAGCCUACGGCAAUGUCACAGGGCCCAGGAGGAGUCUGCGGAGAACGUGCGCGGCCUCAGGGAGCGGCUGGACGAAGCGCAGCGAGACGCAGCCGAGACGCAGCGGGAACUGGGAGACACGCGCUCACAACUACAAGCGCUCCGCGAGGGUCUCUGCCCCACAGACUGGAUCUUUUAUAACAUGAAAUGCUAUUUUAUUUCUAAAGAAAAAUAUAGUUGGUAUUCCAGUAAAAGCCAUUGUGAAUCUCUGCAGUCUGCGCUUGUUACGGUGCGACAGGAUGAUACCAACCUCCAGGCAUUUCUGGCAGCCCGUCUCGUUACGUUCUGGGUCGGGAAGGAGAUCUAUUGGAAUGAAAACUCAUAUUCAACGAAUGUCGAGUGGAGGUGGCCUGCAGAAAACAGAAUAUACAAAAACCAGUGCGGCGUAUUCCGAGACGGGCAGCUGGCGGCUGAUGAGUGCCGGGAGAGUCGUCCGUACAUCUGUGAAAGGAGUUUAGUGCUUCUAGGCCUCAAGCCUCAAGAUAAAAAUCCACAAUACAAAAUGAGUGUCAACGACGUAAAGUUUAACUGUUACCAGUGCGCCUGGUGCCGAGCGACAAGAAGAGCUGGAGAGUACGAGGAGGAUUAAAGGGUUAAACACCGAAACCUGGUGAUCCCAUAGCCAGGACUUUAUGGAUUUAAAUAACUUCAUGCAAAUUUCUAGAAAGUUCUGCCAAUACAGGCGGUCUGGAGUGAAUGAAUGUCCCUGUAAAGACUGGUGGAGCAGAAGCCACGCGGUCCGCGGUCCGCGCUCCACGGAGAGAACCAAACAAACAAACAAGACGACUAAAGGAAAUUACAGCUACAAAAUGACACCCCUCACCUCCGGCCCUACCUCCCUGACAUCUGGCCCCACCUCCAUGGCCUCUGGCCCCACCUCCAUGA
Molecule: messenger RNA, 1475 nt
Organism: Spea bombifrons (plains spadefoot toad)
Lineage: Eukaryota; Metazoa; Chordata; Amphibia; Anura; Pelobatidae
Product: B-cell differentiation antigen CD72-like
Exons: 10
Coding region: 1-1179 (392 amino acids)
Cellular component (GO): plasma membrane
Molecular function (GO): transmembrane signaling receptor activity
Source: RefSeq, a predicted model, not a curated record